GAGCACAGGCGGCUUUCUGUGCGGGUUUUGUUCCGGAAUUGCGAGAGAGGGGCGGAGACGGAAUAUUUAGAUGAGCCGUGAUUGACAGCUCCUGUUUCUCCAACGCUCUCAGAAACUCGCCUGCUCCUUCCAGCAACUCUUCACUCUCCACUCCCGAGCACUACAAACAAACGGACGCUAGGGGAUCUUCAUGACGGCUCUCUGCUGAUCGCUCGCUCCUCUUCUGCGCUUUUAUUUGUUUUCUUUUAUUAGUUUAUCCCUGCGCGCGCUGGUUAAAUGCGCUGAUUGCAUCGAUCAGCCCGUUCUCUGCCCUCCCGCGUUCCUGUUCUGGAGAAGCUGUAAUAAUGUCCUAUCCUCAGGGUUACCUCUACCAGCCCCCGGGCUCCCUGGCGCUCUACUCCUGUCCGCUGGCCGCCCCGAGGAGCGAGGAGCUGGCCCGGUCCUCGUCCGGUUCAGCGUUCAGCCCGUACCCCGGAUCUGCGGCGUUCACAGCCUCGGCCAACGCUUUCUCCAGCCCUCUGCCCUACUCCACAGAUCCAGCCACGGGAUUCCCGUCUUACAUGGGCUCUCCGUAUGACGCCCACACCACGGGAAUGGCAGGAGCCAUCAGUUAUCACCCGUACGGGAGUCCCGGUUACCCGUACCAGCUCAACGACCCCGCGUACCGGAAAAACGCCACGCGGGACGCGACGGCGACGCUAAAAGCGUGGCUCCAGGAGCACAGGAAGAACCCCUAUCCCACGAAAGGAGAGAAGAUCAUGCUGGCCAUCAUCACCAAGAUGACCCUCACGCAGGUGUCCACCUGGUUCGCCAACGCCAGAAGAAGACUCAAGAAGGAGAACAAGAUGACAUGGGCUCCACGGACUAAAAGUGAGGAUGAGGACGAGGACGACGGCGACGGGGAGAGAAAAGACGAGCGCACGGAUAAAAACACGGACAACAGUGAAGCGUCUGCUGAGGACGAAGGCAUCGGUUUGCACCUGACAGAUCACUCGUGCUCGGUAGAAUCUGACGGAGAGAAGGUCACGUGCAGAGCCGGAGACCGGGUUUGUGAUUCUGGACCCGAUAUCAAGGACAAAUGCGACUCUGGUGAUCUGGACACGGGCCUCGAGGACAGACAGAGAGCCCCGACACCCGAGCCGCUGACCUCCUCCCCUCUGACCGCGGUGGAGGCCCCUCUCUUGACCCAUCAUCACCGAGAGAACAGCACCAACAAAACAUGUCUGGACGGUCAAAACCAAAGCGUGAAGCCUAAGCUGUGGUCAUUAGCCGAGAUCGCCACUUCAGACCCAAAGCAGCAGCAGAACUGUCCCCCGGGCGUUGGCCUUCUGACCUCCCCGGCGUCCAGCGCGUCUCCAGCGGGCGCAGUGUACCCCGCCACCUCUAUAUUGGGAAGACCGCUUUAUUACACCUCGCCGUUUUAUAGUAGGCCUAAUUACACAAACUAUGGCAGCUUCAGCCCGCUGCAGGGCCAAGGGAUACUGCGAUAUAACUCAGCUGCUGAGGGACUCCUCCGAGCCGAGCCUCUGCUGAAGACCAGUCCAAACCAGACCGAGCAGCACUUCAGGGCCUCCAGCGCAGACUCCAAAAAAGGUGCGUAA
Carassius auratus (goldfish) is the source of this 1601-nucleotide messenger RNA. RefSeq names its product iroquois-class homeodomain protein irx-2-like. The coding region runs from base 345 to 1601 and encodes 418 amino acids. The transcript has 3 exons. The record is from RefSeq and is a predicted model, not a curated record. Gene Ontology annotation, molecular function: DNA-binding transcription factor activity, RNA polymerase II-specific; RNA polymerase II cis-regulatory region sequence-specific DNA binding. Gene Ontology annotation, biological process: neuron differentiation; cell development; regulation of transcription by RNA polymerase II. Gene Ontology annotation, cellular component: nucleus. Lineage: Eukaryota; Metazoa; Chordata; Actinopteri; Cypriniformes; Cyprinidae.